Phytophthora nicotianae INRA-310 is the source of this 704-nucleotide messenger RNA. RefSeq lists its product as hypothetical. The record is from RefSeq and is a predicted model, not a curated record. The transcript has 2 exons. Lineage: Eukaryota; Oomycota; Peronosporomycetes; Peronosporales; Peronosporaceae. The coding region runs from base 98 to 439 and encodes 113 amino acids.
GCUUUAGGAGUAAUCACAGGUUACACUAUCGUAACCUUGAGUUACGACACUUUCCAAAAGGUUACGCUAACCAAUUUCAUCUCCGAACCGAAAAAAAAUGCCGUCGUCUGUGCUACUCCCGAUCCUGCGCUGCUCAACGCGUAUACCUGCCGCCGCGCGAGGCUUCUCCACUAUCAAGCGCGCGAAACCCAUUCGCGUCAAGAAGAGUGAGGCACGUCGUAUCGUGCCUGAAGCGCCCAAGCCGAAGAACGCACUUACAGAGGCCCCUGCGCCGCCCCCGCCGGCCAACCCCUUCGUACAGUCCGAGCAGCAGACACCGCAGACGUUCGGGGGUGUCAUGAAGGAGAGUUUCGUGUGGGGCCUGGGUAUGGCUGCCGCGUUCUCCGUGGUCGGCAUAAUUUUCAGUAGCAUGGAGGAGGUGCGUUUGGUUUUGCAUUAAGCAUGCGUAGCGUUUUAGUGUACGCUUAGCUUUUUCAUGCUGUAUUUUUGUGGCUAGACAACAUCUCCCGGCAAAUUCGAGGGCAGCAUCGUGAUCCCAAAGGACGAGCAAUGAGCUAAAGCAACCCCAUAAGGUGUCAAGCCUAUCCAACGAUUUACUUGUUCAUUCAAUGCCAAUUCUAAUCAGAAAUGCUCGGCAGCCACUAGCCACCACUCCUUGCCGCCAUCUCGGCGUCGUACAUACUAUAACGUUAUUAUGCUCUCGC